AUGUCGUCCUUAGCACAGCAGCUGAAAAAGAUUGGCACCGCCGAUGUCACAAAGGGCUACGAGAAGGCAACAAAGCACCGCGCAUCCUUCCUCUUCGACUCCAAACAGGCCGCCGACUAUGAUAUCGACACCAUCUACUCCAUCGGUGUCAACGGCAUCACAGAGCUCAGACAGCUCGACUCCAAAUUCACUGCCUUCGAGAAGACCCUCUUUGCCGAAUCCAUGAAGGGCGUCGAUCGUGUCCUCCAAACCAAAGAGGAUAACGCCAAGCUGGACGAGAGUAUUACAUUGUUCCUUCGCCAAAUGUCGCCUUACUUCAUGUUGAAGCCAGCUGGAAAAGCUCUGGAGUGGCUCAUCCGUCGAUUCCGUAUCAACGAGUACAACGUCGACGCCGUUAUGCAGGCCAUCCUCCCCUACCACGAGACUGCGCUCUUUGUCACCAUGGUCUCCAUCCUCCAGAUCGAGGAGACGAGUCGCUGGGCUUUCCUCCGCCCCGUUCGCAAGAGCAAGCAGCCUUUGGACAGGACUUUGUUGAUUCAGAGCAUGCUCAAGGAUCGUUCUCUCGUUGAGUUCAUCUGCGAGAUGGUUCUCCAAUCUGUAACCCGCCGUACCUCCUUCAAGACUAUCAUGUCCUUCUACGCCGCAGUCAUGUUGCAGUACAUUGCCACCUUGCCCGCAAUCACAGACGAGGUUUUGACCGCCAUUUUCCCAUAUAUCCUCGACGGACUGAAGGCCAAGAACUCACCAGAGUACCAGAUUGCUUCGUACAUGAUCAUCUCACAAAUUUCGGAACGCGCCACUCUCACAAUGGAAGUUCUCUCAUCUCUGUUCACCACCAUGACCGCCAGCUACUCGAACGCGUUCCAGAUGCUGCUUUGCUUGGUUCACAUCUGCCAGACUCAGGAGACUUUCGAGGAGUUUCCAGAGCGCGCCUUCAAGACCUUGGCCAGGAUCGAGGACAUCUCUACCGUCUUGCUUGCCCUUCUCCAAAAAUACAGCGCCCAGCGUUUCCUUUACCCCUUCCUCAUCGCCCUCGCCAAACAUUCCGGAGAGCACGACAACUACUCGAUCGUCCUCAACACUAUCUUGAAGGAGGAGCGUCUCCCUUCGUCGAUUGUUCACGGAGUUAGCUCCACUGUCCUGGAUCUUUACCUUGCAGAGCGCGCACAGGAUGAGACAGCUGAAAUGAACCACAACACUCUUUCAAUUUUGACCGUUCUCCACGAGAACUACUCUCAGGAUCUGGACGCCGCCCUUCAGCAAAAGUUGUCCGACUCCAAGGAAGAAGAGCACUCCAAGACCCACAGUCAUCUCUACUCCUUCAUCGCCAAGGCCUUCAACGGAACUCGCCACCAGCCUCUCAAGGAGUCCAACACCACUCUCUUCCUGAGUGUCAACCACCCUGAAGCCUCCAUUCGUCUCAUCGCUGUGAAGAAGUUGAACGAAAUCUUGAAGGAAAACACCUCGGAGCUCGCCAAUCCUAACAACAAGGAUACUUUUGUCAAGGAUACUCUGCUCGCUCGCAUCCAGGAUGAUGACGAGAGGAUCGUUCUUCAAGUUUUGAGCAUGAAGUUAAACGCAUUCAUUCCUGUUCAGGAUCUCCUCUCAGCUUUGGUCAACGUCAUUACCUCCCCCACCUCCAGCCGUGGAUCCCGUCGCCAUGCUCUUGUCUACCUUUUGGCCAACUUCCUCGCCACUCACAAGGACAUGCGGGAUGAAGUCCUGUCGAUCAUUGUCGCCAACAUUUUCCUCGUCAAGGAUCUCCACAAGGUCAGCAAAUCCGUCAUCUCGAGGAUCAACACAUCGGAGCUGAAGAACGAGCCACUUCUGAAGAACAUUGACGUCGUUCUCAAGGAUUUCCCCAAGGAAUCAUCGGCUGCACCUUCGGCCGAGACCAUGGCCGCUGCUGACAUUGUCAUGAUCAACACACUGGCUGCCAACGUUGUGGCCAGCCCCAACUUGACACACAGCCUCGGUGUUUUUGUCCAGGGUCUCGACAGCAAGAACAACACUUUCCGUCUCUUGUCAAUCUUUGUUAUUACCAAGACUAUCAACCUGUUGAAGGCUGCUCAACAGAUCAAGGUCGCCUCCGUUUUCGUCCCUCAUCUCAUCAGGCUCCUCAAGAACCACUCGAGCUCCAAGAUCACCGUCAUUCACAACGAGGCAGGCCUCCCCUCCAAGGAGUUCCUUCUCCAGGUCACCUCCAAGUCGUGGGUUCCUUUGGUUGAGCUCUCCGCCCUUCACUUUUCGUUGUUGAGCAUUGUUAAUGACCUCAAGAAGCCCGCCAAGGCAGCCGGAUCAUGGUUGUCGUCCGAGCCUCUUUCUGAAUACCGUGCCGUCGUUCUGUCACUCUACAAGGUCUUUGUCGAGCCCUCCCGCAUGGCCCCUUACGAGCAGAUGAUUGAAAAGUUGUUUGAGCUUCACUUGAGCGACGACUCGAUCGAGUUCUUGUGCAAUGUCUGGACCGACGCCUCUGCCCCCACUUUGGUCCGCCUCCGCUCCCUCCAGAUUGCCAACGCCUAUUUGCAAGCCUACACCGCAAAGUCUGUCGCUGAGGCUCCCGACUUCCAGGUUGUCAUCCCUACCCUCUUAUUGGCUCUAGGACACAGUUCUAGGUCUAUCCGUGAGACCGCUCUUGACUGUCUCAACUCGGUGUCUACUCUCUACCCCAAGGUCAAGGGCACAGGCAAGAAGGGCAAGGGAGCUGCUGCAGACAUUUACAGAUAUGACUCCUUCUAUGGCAAGACUUCGGACCAGCUCGAGUUCCUUUUGCCUAGCCAGGUCCAAUCCUUCUUGGCCGGAAUCCUCAAGGCUCGUAGCGAGUUCAUCACCGAUAAUGGUUAUAUUGUCAUCUACUUGGCUGAGAACCUCAACCCCGUCUCCGGCGAGUCCGAGGAGGCAGCAGCAGCAAAGGAUGCCUACCUCACCUUCUACCUCUCCCAUGUCCUUGGAUUUGACCGCAUCAGCAACCGUGUCGAGCUUUUGCAUCUUGUUGAGAACGUCCACUCGCCAACCAAGUUGAAGGUCCUGCUGCCCUUAAUCGAAACCCUGGUCCAUUCGACCUUUGCCGGACAGCUUGACCAGGAGGUCCACACCGAUCUGGCCCGCUAUUUGGUGCGCUGCUUCUCGACCGAGACCACUUCUCUCAUGGAGGGCAAGUCCAACCGUUUCAGGACCGCCUUCUUGCAGCUCUUGAAGCUCGACAGUACUGCUACUACUAAUACCGAUACCGAGGAGUCGAGCUCGUCCUUCCGUCGUCUGGCCCUCGCCCAGAUCAACAGCACCUUCUUUGCAGGAUUCAGUGCCACCCUCAAGCGCGAAGUCUUUAAAGUUCUUAUUGACCUUGCCACCAACGCUCCUCAGGAGACUGUCCGCGUUGUCAAGCAGGUCCUUCGCGAGAUCUCCUUUGCCAGCGAUCUCGUCAUCUACGAGUUGGCUCUUGUGCAGUCCAGCAUCGUCAAGGAGGCUCAGGCUGACGAGGAAGGUGGUGCCUCGAAGCGCCAGCGCAAGGUGGCCACUGACUCUUCCCGCCCCAGCACUGUGGUUGAUUCUCUCCACCGCCUUGUUUCUGUCUUGGAGUUGCUCGAGUCCAAGGAGGUGAAUGAUUCCAACCUGCUCAUCAUGCCCUUGUUCGAGAUUCUCUCGACCAUCAUGAACUCGGACUUUCACAACACCCCCAUCUCGAUUGAGUACAUCAACCAGUUGUUGCUCUCGAGCCUCACUACGUACAUUCGCCAAACUGAGGAGAAGGGUAUUGUGGUUGAGGAGGGUAUUCUCCGCGUCGAUUUGGUCGUCAGCUGCAUCCGUGCUACUGGCAACCCUCAGACUCACAACCAGGCUCUCUUGCUCAUGGCUGCCAUCGCUUCUCUCUGCCCCGACAAGGUUCUCCACAACAUCAUGCCUGUCUUCACCUUCAUGGGCGCCAACGUGUUGCGUCAGGACGACAACUACAGUUUCCACGUCAUCCAGCAGACCUUGGAGAAGAUUAUCCCCCCACUGGUGGCUGCCCAUCGUCGCCAGAGCGAAGCCGGUCAGACCUUGGCCUUCCAGGUUCUCCCUAUUAUCAAGGUCUUUGUCGACGCCUUGUUCCACAUCCCCAAGCAUCGCCGUCUCCGUCUCUUCUCAAUUCUGAUUGCCACUCUUGGCGAGGAGGAAUUCUUGCACGUUGUCAUCUGUAUGAUGGUUGAGAAGUACACCGAGCGUGCCGGCAAGGGCCACCAGACCGAGGCCGACUCUCUGAGCGAGUUUGCUCUUGCCCUCUCGAACCAGUUCUCGGCUGUUGUCCAGAUGAAGGCCGUCAUUGCCCUUAUGGACAUCGUCCAGGCCUUGCCCAACGAGAAGGUCGAGGGUGAAGAUGUCGAGAUGGAGGAGCACCUCUUUGAUGUCAAGACCCACAACAACAAGCAGCUCCGCCAGUUCAAGCUCGCUGCAUUGACAUUCAGUGCCAAUGUCUUGACCUCCAAGUUGUUCUUGUCCAAGAUUUUGACCCAGACCAACAUGGACCUCUCAUCGGAGCGUGUCCUUGAGGGCUACUACCUCCAGAUGGCUGAGCGCAUUUUGACCUUGAUUGGAUCUUUCAGCAACUUUGUCAAUGUGCUGGCCACUCGCAAGGAGCAGUCGGUCCUGGUCAACAAGUUCUGGCGCGGUAUCGUCAAGGUCACCUACGAUGUCCUCGACAAGGUCCACAUUCUCUUGUCGCUGCCCUCGUUUGUCAAGAUUAUGGUCGCCUUGUUCGAGCACAAGGACAGCACUAUCCGUCGCAAGGCUAUGGGUCUCUUCAACCAGAAGAUCACGAACGUCCCCGGAAGCCCUGCCGCUGUCCCUGCCAUCUAUGUCGACAUGGUUGUCGGAGUCAGCGAGAACUUGAGAAAGGUGCUCGAGACCGACCAGGUCGAGGGCGCCACUGCCGAGGAGGUUGCUAUCAACAAGCAGACUGCUCUGUUGUGUCUCUCGACCAUUGUCCGCCAGUUCGGAGCCUCGCACCCUGCCGAGAUGACCAAGAUCAUGCCCACUUUGAUCGGACCCAGCGGUUUGUUGCACGCCAACGAGCAAGUCAAGGCCUCGUGCCUGGUCUGCCUUACCUUUAUGGCCCAGGAGCUCGGUGUUCGCGUCGUCCCAUUCUUGCCCAAGUUUAUGCCUGUGGUCCUUUCCAUCCUUGGCAGCACGCUUACCAGCACCAACGCUUCAGCUGCUGCUGCUGCCGCCGCUGCCGAAGCCGAAGGCAAGAAGUCGAGCCGCUACAACAAUUCGGUCUUACUCCAGUUGGCCGUUGUCGCUCACCUCGAGACCUUGGUCAAGGUCCUUCCCCAGUUCCUCAGCUCAUAUGUCACCAAGAUUCUCACCAGCACUCUGCACCCCGUUUUGGCCGGAUACGAGGGAACCGAUGCCUCAAAACUCCAGAUUCGGGAAAAGAACAAGAAGCUGUUGUCCGAGAUGGCCGUUCACAUCCAGCCUCGUAUCUUGCUCCCCCCCGUCCUUGGAUACUACGAAACCGCCGUCAAGGAUGGCAAGGAUUCCGUCUUGGCCUUGUUUGAUCUUGUCAGCCAGACGAUCAUUGCCAUGCCCCGCGAUGUCAUUGCCGUCCACUACAAGCAGAUCUUCAAGUUCUUCCUCGGCGCCUUUGAUUACCGCCGUGUCCACGGUCAAGUCGCCAAGAGCCAGUCGACUGUUGCUGUUGUGGAGGAGGCUGUCAUUGGCGCCUUCAUGCAGUUGGUGAUGAAGUUGAACGAGACUCUGUUCAAGCCCCUCUUCCUUAAGUCUUUGGACUGGGCUACGACCGAGUUGCAGGUUGCCAAGGCUUCGUUCAAGGACAUGCAGGACCGUCUGAUCUUCUUCUACAAGUUGAUGAACGCCCUUCUCGAGCAGCUCAAGUCGAUUGUCACGCCUUACUAUGGCUAUGUCGUCGAUCAUGUCAUCGAGUCGUUGACUGGUUACGCCAAGCAGGCCAAGGCUGCUGCCGCCUCGUCCUACGAGGAUGAUGAUGAGGAGGAAUCCAAGGAUGGAUCCGUGAUCAAGAGGAGAGAGAUGGACGAGUUGUGGCCAUGGAUGAUCUCGUCGCUCACCAAGUGCUUCUUGCACGACAAUGACGGACUCUGGAACGCCGACCGGUUCGAGAAACUUUUGCAUCCCUUGGUUAACCAGCUGUUGGUGACGUCGAACGAGGCUGUGGAUGUUGCAGGAACCGAAUGGAAGUCGUACGAGAAUAGGAUGAACACCUGGUUGGUCCCUUGCUUGGGUCAGCUGGCUGUCACGUUGUCGAACGAUGCUCUUUGGAAGCCCUUGAACUACCAGGUCUUGUUGAAGACCCGCGAGGAUAAUAAGCAGAUCCGUCUGUCGGCCCUCAAGGUCCUCCAGGAGUUCUACAAGCGUCUGGGUGAGGAGUUCUUGAUCCUCUUGCCCGAGACCAUCCCCUUCUUGGCGGAGCUGAUGGAGGAUGAUGACCAUGAGGUUGAGACCUUGACUCAGCAGGUCAUUGCUGACAUUGAAGUCUACCUCGGAGGCAGCUUGCAAAAGUACUUCCACUAA
Messenger RNA from Linnemannia hyalina, 6525 nucleotides. The record is from the annotation of a GenBank genome assembly. NCBI's taxonomy places the organism in Eukaryota, Fungi, Mortierellomycota, Mortierellomycetes, Mortierellales, Mortierellaceae.